AAGCAUGCAUUCGUCGAUUCCUCAAAUGGCAUCAUCAAUUCCUUAACAAUUCUGUUGCAGUCCUAAAAUUUGAAAUACAAUCAUUUCCAAUCCUUUAUUCUUUUUAAGACAACUCCAACCAAGUUUAUUUUUGCACAUUUAUGACACUGGACUCAAAUUCAGCCACGGUUCACGAGAAGACACGACGCAGGAGCCACAUACUUGAAUCGUCUCCUCUACAUCUCGUCUCCACCUCCCUUCGCUCAAGAUGAAGGCGGCACCGCUACUUGAUAGGAAGCCCGACGAGUUGCAGCUCAUUGGAGACGACGGGGAUUACCUCCCAAUAAGAGGGCUUAAACCGUGGUGGAGGGUAUUCUGCAUAGAGUCUGGGAAACUAUGGAGAAUAGGCGGGCCAAUAGCAUUUCAAAUUGUGUGUCAGUAUGGAACUAGCGCUGUAGCCAUCAUGUUUGUUGGGCAUCUCGGAGAUAUUGAACUAUCCGCCUUUUCUAUUGCUCUGUCCGUUAUCUCCACAUUUUCUUUCGGUCUCCUGCUCGGUAUGGGGAGUGCCCUUGAGACGCUAUGUGGUCAGGCAUUCGGCGCUGGUCAAGUUCACAUGCUUGGCAUUUACAUGCAACGCUCAACUAUAAUCCUAUUUGCCACUUGUGUUGUCCUGUUGCCACUCUACGUGUUUGCGACCCCAAUCCUGAAGCUCCUUGGACAGGAGGAUGACAUAGCAAAUCCUGCAGGAGUAUAUACCACUCUGAUUCUCCCGCAAUUAUUUUCCCUUGCUGUCAGUUUUCCGACUCAGAAGUUUCUUCAAGCCCAGAGUAAAGUUGCCGUGCUUGCAUGGAUCGCGUUUCUUGCAUUGGUUUCACAAGUUUUCAUGUGUUGGCUUUUCAUUUAUGUAUUUGGCUGGGGAGCAUAUGGUGCAGCCAUAGCAUUCGACCUUACGAGUUGGAUCACAGCAUUUGCACAAUUUGCUUAUGUGGUUGGUUGGUGCAAGGAUGGUUGGAAGGGAUUUUCUUGGUCUGCAUUUAACGAAAUAUGGGCCUUUGUGAGGCUCUCCCUUUCAUCUGCUGUCAUGCUCUGCCUCGAGAUUUGGUAUAUGAUGAGCAUCAUUAUCCUUGCUGGAAACCUUGACAAUGCUGUGACUACAAUUGGUUCCCUUUCUAUUUGCAUGGACAUUGAUGCAUGGCAGACCAUGUUGUUCAUUGGAGUCAACGCUGCUAUAAGCGUACGUGUCUCAAAUGAGCUUGGCUUUGGACAUCCAAGAGUAAUCAAAUAUUCUGUCUAUGUCACAGUCUUUCAAUCACUGCUGAUAGGGAUUCUUUGCAUGAUUAUUGUCCUGGCUACAAGAAAUUAUUUAGGUUUAAUUUAUACGCAUAGCGAAACUAUGCUACGUGCAGUAUCUCACCUUUCAAUCCUUCUUGGAAGUACAAUGCUUCUAAAUAGUGUCCAACCAGUGAUAUCAGGUGUUGCCAUUGGAGGUGGGUGGCAAACUCUGGUAGCUUACAUCAACUUGGCUUGUUACUACCUUUUUGGUAUUCCUCUCGGAUAUGUUCUUGGCUAUGUGGCUAAUUUUGGAGUGAUGGGACUCUGGGGUGGGAUGAUAGCCGGAACAGCUCUACAGACGUUGCUGCUUUUGCUGGUACUCUACAAAACCAACUGGAACAAGGAGGUUGAGCAAACAACGGAGCGCAUGCGAAAGUGGGGAGGACAAGACGUAACUGAGAAAUCACAUAGUGACAAGUUUCCAUUAAAAAAUGGAAGGGACUCUGGGGUGGCAUGAUAGCUGGAGUAGCUCUACAGACGUUGCUUCUCUUGCUGGUACUUACAAAACCAACUGGAAUAAGGAGAUUGAGCAAACAACAGAGCGCAUGAAGAAGUAGGGAGGGCAAGAUGUUUUGGAUAAAACACAUAAUGACAAGCUUUCAUUGAAAAAUGGAGGGUGAGUUUGAUAUCAAUACUAAAAAGGAUUGGACGAUAUAUGAAUAGAGAUUUUAACUAAUUUUACCUACAGUAUUGCUGUCUAGUCCUAUUUAAUAUUUUUCAUAUCAAACAUACUUGACGUUAAUUCUUCAAUAAAAUGAUGCUUGAUAUUUUGAAA
Olea europaea var. sylvestris is the source of this 2086-nucleotide messenger RNA. Its product is annotated as protein DETOXIFICATION 35-like. The record is from RefSeq and is a predicted model, not a curated record. Bases 248 to 1768 code for a protein of 506 amino acids. Gene Ontology annotation, molecular function: xenobiotic transmembrane transporter activity; antiporter activity. Gene Ontology annotation, biological process: xenobiotic detoxification by transmembrane export across the plasma membrane. The transcript has 9 exons. Gene Ontology annotation, cellular component: membrane. NCBI's taxonomy places the organism in Eukaryota, Viridiplantae, Streptophyta, Magnoliopsida, Lamiales, Oleaceae.